AUGGAUCACUAUGCCCAAGCCUCUGCUGAAGCUGAUGCUUCUCGCCUGUCCAUGGCUGAAAAGAAUGAGAAGGAAAACGUGGAGUCACUCCCAGCGACACAGGUUGAUGUGGAGGAGAAACCACACGUGAUCGACCUGGAACCAGAACUGGAAGAUUUCAUGGACCAGCACUUCGAUGACCGUCAGAAAUUUCCAGAAGAAGAAAGUUUCCAAGAAGGAGGUGAGACUGGAGUUGGGCCUGGGGAUACUGAGGAAACGCAGCAAUAUGAACCAGGUGAUGUUUGCAAUGAUGUUAUAGCAGGUGAGCCAGUUACCCAUGAGCCCGCUGCACCUGACGCUGAAGAUCGUGUUCCUGAGGAAGACAAUCAGUCCGCCUGGAAGCAAGAUGAUUGGUCAUACUAUGGGUAUUGGCCUUACGAUAGCUGGGGUGGAUCGUGGAAGAGCUCUUGGGACUAUGGAUAUGGCUACUAUGGUUCCUGGGGCCAAUGGGACAACUACCAUGGAAACGAGGGAGGGAACACAGUGCGCAGGUCGAACUCUGUCGAGAGUGGGGUCAGCGGGUAUUCGCAGUUGACCAGCGUCUCCGCGUUGCACAUGUCAUUGAACAGGCUCAACACGCCGGACCUUGAACAUGUGAAGAAGAAUGAUGAGAAGAAGAAUGAUGAGAAGAAGAAUGAUGAGAAGAAACAUGAAAAGCCUGUCAGAUUGGAUGAUGCAACCUCACCGAGCUCGUCAGUCCCUGCCCCAGCAGCUUCUCCCAAUGGAACUCCAGGUGAUGAGAUGAACCAGGAACACCAUGAUGGAUCCGAUGUUGGAACCGCACCCAGUUCAUCGAAUGGUGACACCGGUGCGCCCUCAGAAACUCCUGAUGGUAAUGCCGUGGAAGCAAAGAAUGAUGACAAGAAGGCCGCAGAGGGUGAAGGGUAUGACUCGAGCCCGAAGACUCCUGAAGAGAUUCAGAAGAUGUGCCGUCGAGCCCACGGAU
Messenger RNA from Cladocopium goreaui, 985 nucleotides. The record is from the annotation of a GenBank genome assembly. NCBI's taxonomy places the organism in Eukaryota, Dinophyceae, Suessiales, Symbiodiniaceae.